This is a messenger RNA of Caretta caretta (loggerhead turtle), 2265 nucleotides long. RefSeq names its product T-box transcription factor 6 (gene TBX6). Gene Ontology annotation, biological process: cell fate specification; regulation of transcription by RNA polymerase II; positive regulation of DNA-templated transcription. Lineage: Eukaryota; Metazoa; Chordata; Testudines; Cheloniidae. Gene Ontology annotation, molecular function: RNA polymerase II cis-regulatory region sequence-specific DNA binding; DNA-binding transcription factor activity, RNA polymerase II-specific. Gene Ontology annotation, cellular component: chromatin; nucleus. The record is from RefSeq and is a predicted model, not a curated record.
GCCACUGACCCCCAGGCUGCCCCCAGAGCCCCCCCGCUGGGUCAGGCCCCCCCCCAGCCCCCUGCCUCCUCCGGCCCCUCCUGCUGUCGACGAGCCAUUUGGGGUCUCACUUCAAAGUUCCUUGGGAGGCCCAUAAAUAGGGAGCUGCGCCCACCAGAGCGUCCCAGAGCCCGGUCAGCGCAGCGCUGCGUCCCUGGGCCAGGAGAACCCAGGAGUCCGAGCACCCCGCGCCCCCCGCUCUAACCACUAGCCCCCACUCCCCUCCCGGAGCCGGGUGGGGACCCAGGAGUCCGGGCUCCGAGUCCCGCCAAGCUCGCCCGCCCUCGGCAUGUACCAUCCGUCGGAGAUGUUCCCCCACUUCGGGGGGUCCUUCGCGCUGCGCCCCGCUGCCCACGGGGGGCUGUCGGCUGGCUUCCCCCAGGGGCAGGCGGCCCAGUACGAAGCUUUCCGCUGCCCAGAUCUCGACGGCGUCUCAGCCGCCAAGUUCGAGCCCUUCUGCCCCCCAUUGGACCGAGCUGGGCGUCUCCUGGGCCCCUCCCCUGCGGGGCCCCCGCUGCCCCUGCCUGCCCCACCCCUGCCCUACGGGGGCGGGCAGCAGCUGCCCCCGGCCGAGCCGCCCCGGCUGCCCCCCAGCGUGCGGAUGAGCCUGGAGAACCGGGAGCUGUGGAAGCGGUUCUGCGCCGUGGGCACCGAGAUGAUCAUCACCAAGUCGGGGCGGCGGAUGUUCCCCCAGCUGAAGGUCUCGGUGGCAGGGCUGGACCCCGAGGCGAAGUACCUGCUCCUGGUGGACAUGGUGCCGGCUGGGGCCUCACGUUACAAGUGGCAGGGACGGCACUGGGAGGCCAGUGGCAAGGCCGAGCUGCCCCCCCCGGACCGGGUCUACAUCCAUCCUGACUCCCCGGCCUCGGGCGCCCACUGGAUGCGCCAGCCCGUGUCCUUCCAUCGCCUCAAGCUGACCAACAACACGCUGGACCCCCACGGCCACCUGAUCCUGCACUCCAUGCACCGUUACCAGCCCCGCGUGCACGUGGUGGGAGCGGGGGGCCCGGGGGGCGUGGGGGGGGGCUGCGCCUCCUUCACCUUCCCUGAGACGGCCUUCCUCACUGUCACCGCCUACCAGAGCCCCAAGAUCACCCAGAUGAAGAUUGAGAGUAACCCCUUCGCCAAAGGCUUCCGGGAGAACGGCAUGAACAGCAAGAGGGAGCGAGAUGCCCGGAUCAAGAGGAAGAUGAGGGGCGAUGUGGCCGAACCUACCAGGAAUGAGGCUGAUUGCAAGCGAGGUCCCUGUGACUCCACACAGGGCCCUCCCCCAGAGCCACCGGCCCCCCCUGACUGCUCCUUCCACCCCAUCUCCUCCUCCUACCCUCCUGGCGGGAAUGAGGAGCUGGGGUGCCCCCUAGGGGGGGUGAACCCCAGUGCCGAGGCGUACGUCCAGCAUCCAGCCGCCUUCCACGGCCUGCAGCCUCCCCAGGGGCCCGCUGGCUAUGCCAGCUCGCCCUGUGCUGCCCCUGAAGCAGCUGCUGCCCCGAAGCCCGUGGGGGACCCCGGCUGCCCCCCUGCCAAGCCACUCCCUGACCAAUCAAACUGCAGAACCACCAGCGCCCCGCCCCUCACCUACCCCCCCUACGGGCUGGAUGUCGGCUGCCUGCUGGGGGCAGGGCUGGACGGCCCCCCCGCACCUGAACUCCGCUUCCCCCCCUUCCUGCCCUGCCCGGCCCCCCGCCUCUAUGCCCCGCCCGGCCCCCCUGCCGGCUACCUCGAGGGGGGCAACAAGGGCCUCUUCUGAGGGCUGGGCUUCCCCCCAGCUGUCACCCCACUCUCCGUGGGGCCGCCCCCUCACCCAGGGGAGCACCCCCCCCAAUUGCGACUGACUUAUUUAUUCCAAGGGGGGAGCCAGACCCUUCCCUGCAGCUACUGGAUGGGGGCAGAGAGAUGGGGUGAAAUGUGCACCCCCCAACCUGCCCCACAGCCCUCGCCCUCUCAUUAUCUGCCUCCCCCCUACCCCUAUUCCUCCCCCAGUUAUCUGCCCCCUGCACAGCAACCCUGCUAUCACUGCCUCCCUGUUAUCUGCUCCUCCCCAGCCAUGGUCCCCUACAUCCUCUGUCCCCUCCCCCCAAUGGCUGAUUUGGAGAGGGCAUGUGCAAACAUGGGGGCAUCUCCUCCCCUUUUAAAAAAACAAUACAAAGCAAGUCACUCAAUCAAUAAAGCUGGGAAGGCAGCAAAGCGGCAUCCGUGUGUCCAUCGGGCAUGGGGGGAUCUGUGUGU